Messenger RNA from Eimeria necatrix, 1810 nucleotides. RefSeq lists its product as hypothetical. NCBI's taxonomy places the organism in Eukaryota, Apicomplexa, Conoidasida, Eucoccidiorida, Eimeriidae. The transcript has a single exon. The record is from RefSeq and is a predicted model, not a curated record. The annotation marks the transcript as partial.
AUGGAGGACACGCCGUGCCCCCCAGAGGAGGCUUUCUCCGGCAGAGACUCUCUUGUUGCUCAUCUUGAAAGCCACCUCUCCCGAGGGUCCUUCAGUUCGCUGUACACAGCAGACACGGGGGCCCCCCGGAGCUCGGGGGGCCCCCUCAGCCGCGGGGCUUUCUGGCGGCCGGAGAGUGAGGAGGAUCUGAGUGACACGGGGGCCUUCCCGCGUCUGUUUUACCUGCAGCGGCCGCCGCUGCAGCAGCAGCAGCAGCUGCUGCUGCAGCAGCGCCUGCUGCAGCAGCAGCAGCAGCAGCAGGAAGAGCUGCUGCUGCGGGAGAGGGAGCUCGAGCAGCAGCGGCUGCAGCGCGGGGCCGAGGCCCUGGCUCGGCGCUGGCGGCCCUCGGGCUUGGCAGUGACCCUGGUUGCUGCGCUGCUGCUGGCAGCAGCAGCAGCAGCAGCAGGGUCCCUGGGGGGGGGCCCCCGCUCGCGGGGGGCCCCCCCGCUGCAGGGGGCCCCCGCUGCUGCCCGCCGCAGCCUCGCCAGCCUCUUCCAAGGGGGGGGCCCCCAGGGGGCCCCUGGGAUCGUCCGCCAAGUCGUCUCCAGCAUUGGGGCUUAUAGAGCAGCCUGGGCAGCAGCCCCUCCCGCAGUUCGCAGCGCCUUUGUGGACUUUUAUUGUCCCAAGAAGGAGCUCUGGGCGAGCAGCAGCAGCAGCAGCAGCAGCAGCAGCAGCAGCAGCAGCAGCGGCGGCAGCAGCGGCGCCAGCGGCAGCAGCAGCGGCGCAGCAGCGCCGCAGGACGCAGAGGGGCCCCUCUCGCCCUACGAAGAGGUCGUGGAGGCCCUGGGCGCCUGGGGGCCCCCCUGGGGGCCCCCCGGGGGGCCCCAGGGGCCCCCAGGGGGGCCCCAGGGGCCCCCGGGGCCCCCCGGGGGCCCCUCGGGAAAAGAAGACUUGCGCUGUUUGCCGCUGCUGAAGGGCCUUUUAGAUGCUGCUGCUGCUCGGCUGCUUUCUCUCACGGAAAUUGAUAAACAUAAAGAACAUAUUGUUGCUGCGCUGCCCCCCAUAGAGGCCCUGCAUGCAGAAACAGAAAAACUCCUCACUUUCCAGCAGUUCCUGGAACUCCUGCAUGCGGGCUCGGGGGCCCCCCCGGGGGGCCCCCAGGCCCCGGGGGGCCCCCCGGGGGCCCCCCAGGGGGGGCCCCCCGGGGGCCCCCAGGGGGGCCCCCAGGGGGGGCCCCAGGGGGGCCCCCAGCGGGAGGGCCCCCGCGGGGGCCCUGUUGAGAAUCCACACGAGGGCCUGCAGGAAGUCCCCGAGUGGGAGCCCCCGGAAGCAGCUCUUGGGGGGCCCCCGGGGGGGGCCCCCGACUGGGGCCCCCAGGAGGCCCCCUAUGAGGGGCCCCAAGAGGUCCCUGGCCGGGGGGCCCCCCGCGCCCCACACGGGGGGCCCCCAAAGAACCCGCACGAGGGGCUGCAGGAAGUCCCCGAGUGGGAGCCCCCGCUGGUGCCCUGUGGGGCCCUGGGGGAGGCCCCUAGUUGGGGGCCCCCGGGGCCCCCCGAAGGCGUAGUACCGUCUUUGGGGGGCCCCCAAGAAGGUGUUUACGGGGGCCCCCCGGGGGGCCCCCAGGGCUGCUGGGGAGGGCCCCCCGGGGGCCGUCCUCCCUGCGGGGGCCCCCCGAAGUCCUCGGGGGGCCCCCCCGAAGUGUUUGGGGGCCCCCCGGAGGCUCCGGGGGGCCCCGAGGACGGGGCGUCGUGCGGGGCGCCCUCCUGGGGGCCCCCCGGGGGGCCCCCCGGGGGGGCCCCCGGGGGGGCCCCCGGGGGGGCCCCCGGGGGGG